Molecule: messenger RNA, 3499 nt
Organism: Prunus persica (peach)
Lineage: Eukaryota; Viridiplantae; Streptophyta; Magnoliopsida; Rosales; Rosaceae
Product: kinesin-like protein KIN-UC
Exons: 21
Coding region: 322-3480 (1052 amino acids)
Biological process (GO): microtubule-based movement
Molecular function (GO): microtubule binding; ATP binding; microtubule motor activity
Source: RefSeq, a predicted model, not a curated record
GAACAGCAAAAUAAACACCAAAUAAAUAUAUAACGGCCGUCUCUUGUCUCCUCAAACGUAACCCACAACGCGGGAACCAGUUUCUUUCAUAUCUAAUUUGCGCUUCGCAAAUCGCAAUCCCUCUCUCUCAUUCAUUUGUUAUUCUUUCUUUCUUUCUCUCUCUUCCGUCGUGCCGGCCUCUACACACACACACACACUCUCUCUCUCUCUCUCUCUCUCUCUCUCUCUCUCUCUCAUGAAUCAUAAUAAAGCUCGAGAAUCUUCUUGCUCUGCAAUUCUCUGCAUCUGGAUUUACUGACUCAGAAUUGAUUUCAGAAAUCAAUGGCUGCUUCCUUUUCUUCGUCUUCUUCGUCUUCGUCUUCUGUACGAUCAUCGUCGUCGGCAACAGCAGUGGCAGCGGUGCAUAAUAAUGGCAGUAACGGUGUUAGUGGGAGGUCUGAGAGACAGCAAGUCCCUCCUACUCACUCCAGUAGACAAACGACGUCGUCACAAGCCCAUAGCCAUCGUUCUAAGCCGUCUUCAAGCUCACGGCGCUCCGUUACUCCCAACUCUCGAACUCCCCACUCUAACCCCGACUAUCAGCAAGAGCCUGGAAGAGUGAGGGUUGCUGUUAGGCUUCGACCGAGAAAUAUCGAGGACCGGAGUUCGGAUUCUGAUUACGCAGACAGUGUUGAGUUGCAGCCAGAGCUGAAGCGGCUAAAGUUGAGAAAGAACAAUUGGAGUUCUGAGUCUUAUAGAUUUGAUGAAGUUUUUACUGAAACUGCCUCCCAAAAUCGUGUUUAUCAAGUAGUGGCAAAACCUGUAGUUGAGAGUGUAUUGAAUGGAUAUAAUGGGACAGUUAUGGCCUAUGGCCAAACCGGUACCGGGAAAACUUACACAGUUGGCAGUCUGGGUAAAGAUGACCCAUCUGAGCGUGGUAUUAUGGUUAGAGCUUUGGAGGACAUAAUUUCGAAUACAACUCCAGCUAAUGAUAGCGUGGAAGUUUCCUACUUGCAGUUGUACAUGGAAUCUAUUCAAGAUUUGCUUGCACCAGAAAAGACUAAUAUUCCUAUUAGUGAGGACCCCAAGACUGGUGAAGUGUCACUUCCUGGUGCUUCAGUAGUAAGAGUUAAAGAUCUUGAUCACUUUUUACAACUUCUGCAAAUUGGUGAGGCAAACCGUCAUGCAGCUAACACGAAGCUGAAUACGGAAUCUUCACGUAGCCAUGCGAUUCUCAUGGUUUUCAUUCGCAGAGCUGUGCAAGAGAAUGCUGUAGAUGAGAUGAUUUCUCAAGAAAAAGCCUCUAGGGCUGAUUUAUCUGGUAGAAAUAGUGUACCUAUAGUUCGAAGAAGCAAGUUGCUGAUUGUCGAUCUUGCAGGAUCUGAAAGAAUAGAUAAAUCUGGCAGUGAGGGCCACUUGCUCGAGGAGGCUAAAUUUAUAAAUCUUUCACUCAGUUCCCUUGGAAAAUGUAUAAAUGCAUUGGCGGAAAACAGUCCACAUAUCCCUACGAGAGAUUCUAAGCUUACGAGGUUGCUUCGUGAUUCAUUUGGAGGCUCUGCGAGGACUUCACUUAUAAUAACGAUUGGGCCAUCAGCAAGGCACUAUGCAGAGACCACUAGCACAAUUAUGUUUGGACAACGGGCAAUGAAAAUAGUAAACAUGGUGAAACUUAAAGAAGAAUUUGAUUAUGAAAGUCUAUGUCGGAAGCUUGAGAACCAAGUAGACCAUCUCACUGCACAAAUGGAAAGGCAACAGAAGUUGUUGGACAGUAACAAAUUUGAAUUGGAAAGUCAGCUGAGAGAAUGUCAAGACUCUUUUUCUGAGGCCAAACAAAAUCUAAUCUCAAGGUCUGAGUUUUUGGAGAAGGACAAUACUCGUUUGGAGUUGGAUCUGAAGGAUCUUUUAGAUGAGCUGAAGCGUCAGAAAGAACACAGUGAUCUGAUGCAUGAUAAGGUUGCACAGCUUGAAGCAAGUUCAGAACAUGGCAAGCAACACCAGCUUGAAAGUUCUAUGUAUCAGAAAGUAUUAGCUGAUACCACUCAGUUGUAUGAGGAGAAAAUAGCAAAGUUGAUUAAGCAGCUAGAAGAAGAGCAUGAUCGUGCUGAACGCGCAGAGGAGCAAUUGGAUGCGGUGAAAACUCUUCUGACUGAAGGUCAGAAGACUAUUCAACAACAUGAGAUGCAAAAUUCUACAUAUCAGUUAGCACUUGCCGAAACUACUCAGAUGUAUGAGAAAAAAAUAUCUGAGUUAAUAGAACAAUUGGAGGAUGAUCACGCCCGUUUUGAAGAUCUGGAAGAACAAUUGGAUUUGGUGAAGAAGCAACGUGAUCAUCAAAACUCAAUGCAGGGGAAGAAGGAGAUUGGUGAACUUAAAGUGAAGUUACAAGAAAUGAAUCAGCUACAUGAACAAGCUGUAAAUGAAGUUCAGUCCUUGAAAUUAGAGCGUACUGAUCUAUCAGAGGAGAAGGCAAGACUCAGUGAAGAACUUCAAGAUGUGAAGCAAAGACUUUUAAUUGAAGAGAAGCAAAGGAAGUCUGUAGAGAAUGAGCUGGUCAAAUUAAAGAAGGCUGUACCAGAGAAAGAAGAUGAUUUUGAGGACAAGAAAUCAUAUAUGAAGGAAAAUAUACAUAAAGGAUCUUCUGCUUUUGGGAAUCCAAUGGGAUUACACAAUUCAAAUCCAUCAAGGGAUACACUUUCUGGUCAGAGGGCCACAAUUGCAAAAUUAUGUGAAGAGAUGGGGCUUCAAAAGAUCUUGCAAUUGUUGACAUCCGAAGAUUCAGAUGUCCAAACCCAUGCUGUGAAGGUGGUAGCCAAUCUUGCAGCUGAAGAUACUAAUCAGGCAAAGAUUGUGGAGGAAGGCGGUUUAGAUGCUUUGCUUAUGCUGUUGCGAUCCUCACAAAAUACAACUAUCCUUAGAGUGGCUUCUGGGGCCAUUGCCAAUUUGGCAAUGAAUGAGGUAAAUCAAGGCUUAAUUAUGAGCAGAGGUGGAGCUCAACUACUAGCAGAUACAGCAUGCAAGACAAAUGAUCCACAAACUCUUAGAAUGGUUGCUGGAGCACUCGCUAAUUUAUGCGGAAAUGAAAGAUUACACAUGAUGCUGAAAGAAGAUGGAGGCAUUAAGGCACUCUUGGGAAUGGCGAGGUCCGGGAGUAGCGAUGUUGUUGCUCAGGUUGCUAGAGGGCUGGCUAACUUCGCAAAAUGUGAAUCCCGUGGAAUUCUUCAAGGACACAGAAAAGGUCGUUCACUUUUGAUGGAAGAUGGUGCCCUUGCCUGGUUGAUUGGAAACUCCAAGACUACCUCAACUUCAACACAACGCCAUAUGGAGCUUGCUCUCUGCCAUUUGGCACAAAAUGAGGACAAUGCAAGAGAUUUCAUAUCCAGUGGAGGGCUGAAUGAGAUUGUACGAAUAUCAGUCGAAUCCAGUAGGGAAGAUAUCCGCAACUUAGCAAAGAAGGCGUUGAGAGUGAAUUCAAAAUUUCAGAAUGAGAUGCAUGCUGAAUAGUAACGUGUAUAGAAUCACA